AAGAGAGAAAAGAAAGACAGAGAUAAAGAGAAAGAAAGACAGAUAGAUAGAGAGAGACAGAAAGAGAAAUAGAGAGAAAGAAAGACAGAGAUAAAGAGAGAGAGAGAGACGCGCGCGAAAAAGAGAACCGAAGCACCAACUCCGAAGCCCCGAAAUCGGAUCCGAAGCCCCGCGACUCCUCCCCGUCCUCCCCGAAGCCCCGACUGCUCCUCCUCCAAGAUGGCGAUCGCACACAUCAUCAACUCUAUCCCCAUCGCCACGGACGUCUUCACCGCGACCCUGUGGUUCUUCCCCGCCCUCCUCGCCGCCAUCGCCUACUACAAGUACGACGAGAUCGACCCCGAGUCUAGGCCUAUCAACCAGGAGAGGCUGUUCAAGGAGUACGACUUUAUCAUAGGUGAAUGCAACUGGCCCCGAGGCAAAGUAAUGGGCGGCUCCUCAGUCCUCAACUACAUGCUGUAUGUGCGGGGCAACCGGCGGGACUACGACUACUGGGAAGCCCUCGGGAACCACGGCUGGGGCUUCGACACCAUCCUGCACUACUUCAAGAAAUCGGAGGAUAAUAGGAAUCCUUAUAUUGCUCGGAAUCUGAAGUACCACGGCACCGGAGGCUAUCUGACGGUGCAGGAGGCCCCUCGGGGAGGACGCACUCGCCACCGGCCGUUCGUCGAACGGAACAGAGACUACAACGCCGAAUACCAGACAGGCUUCAUGAUCCCCCAAGGAACCAUCAGGCGAGGCUCAAGAUGCUCGACCAGCAAGGCCUUCAUCCGGCCCGUCAGAUUGCGCAAGAACCUCCACGUCGCUAUGUACUCUUUCGUGACAAAGAUCCUCAUCGACGAAUACACGAAGCGUGCGUACGGCGUCAAGUUCCUGAGGAACGGCAGGGCGCACGUCGCUCACGCCCGGAAGGAGAUCAUCGUCUCUGCGGGAGCCAUCAACUCCCCCCAACUCCUCAUGCUGUCGGGAAUUGGACCCAAGAACCACCUCUACUCGCACGGGAUCCCCGUCAUCCAGGACCUCCCGGUGGGCCACAACCUGCAGGACCACAUCGGCACGGGCGGCCUCGUCUUCCUGAUCGACCAGCAGGUGUCGCUCGUGCAGACCCGGUACGAGAACCUGCCUUCGGUUCUCAAAUACGCCAUGUUCGGUUCUGGUCCCCUCACUGUCCUCGGCGGCGUUGAGGGCAUCGCCUUCGUCAAGACCAAGUUCACCAACUACACCGACGACUGGCCGGACAUCGAGUUCCACUUCAUCUCGGGCUCUCCGGCGUCCGACGGCGGGAGGCAGAUCAGGAAGGUGCACGGACUCUCGGAGAAGGUGUGGCAGCAAAUGUUUAAGCCCAUAUCCUUCCGCGAUAGUUGGUCGGUGUAUCCUAUGCUCCUGCGGCCCAAGUCCCGAGGAUACAUCACCCUCCGCUCGGCCAGUCCUUUCGACAAGCCAUAUAUAACCCACAACUACCUGACUGACCCCCAAGAUGUCAAGGUUAUGAUUGAAGGCAUCAAGAUCGCCCUCGCCCUCGCCGAAACCAAAGCCUUCAAGAAGUUCGGCUCCCGCUUCUACACUCGCCCGAUGCCCGGCUGCGAGUACGCGACGCCCUGGACCGACGAGUACUGGGAGUGCCUAGCCCGGUCCUACACCUCGACCAUCUAUCACCCGGUGGGAACUUGCAAGAUGGGGCCGUACUGGGACCCCGAGGCCGUCGUCGAUCCGGAGCUCAAAGUGUACGGAAUCUCGGGACUGCGAGUGGCUGACGCGUCCAUCAUGCCGACGCUGGUAUCCGGAAAUACCAACGCCCCCGUCAUCAUGAUCGGCGAGAUGGUAUCGGACAUGAUCAAGAAAUACUGGGCCGGCAAGAAGAGAUAACAUCGCCCGCCAGCCUUCGUAGCGCCGCCAUGUUUUUUGGAUCCAGUUCGAUCCGUAGAAAUGUUCAAAUUUUGAAAAAUUUUGCUUAUGUUCGUGAUUUUUUGUUUUUGAUGUUUCGAUUUUUUUAAGUUCUUGGUUUUGGUACCACAAAGGACGCGCUGUGUGUUGUCUGUAGUGCGAUGAUGCCCAAGCCCUCUCGCGAGAAACUGCGAGACCCGGGCGACUUUGUCCUGAAAACGAAGGAGAACAAAGCGAACAUACUCUGUACAAAGAAGACGUGAUUGCCAAAAGUGUACUUUUUGCUCAAUGCCUAAAGCCUCUCGCAAGACCCCGGGCCCAGUGGGAGUGUCGGGGCCUCGGGGCAUUCUGUGCUCCCCGCGAGGCCGUUCGAGGAGCCUGGGCCUCAGGGCCAGAUCGAAGGAGAGAAGGGUGAAGAGGAGCCACUGUAAGUGGCGAGGGAAAGACUCCCGGCGGGAGGAAAGUGAAUCUGGUCAUGACAGACUAGCUGCGGGAUCAUGCGCGCCUUCUGGAAGUGCAGUGAAGCUCAGCGCCAGGCGAGACUUCGGGAAUUAGAUGACCCUUGGAAUGGGUGGAGUUCGCGGCUUCGGGAAUUAGACUAACCCUUGGAAUGUGGGAAGUUCUCGAGCGCAGAGUGACGUCGCAAGUCAAAGGUGCGAUGCGCAGCGGCGUCCCGGAGGCAGACAUGACUUGCAAAGGGGCCAAAGUGAUGAUCAUGAAAUGAUAUAAAAAAUGAUAAAGAACAAAUUUCAGAUGAGAAUGAUAUCCAGAGAUCCAUCAAGAUCUAAUCCAAGACACAAGAGGUUCAAAACCCCGCGAAUGUCAGCCCUUCCCUCCCUCUCCACCUUGCUCGAACGUCACCCGGAGUUAUGAAUGGGCGAAGGGUCGCGUAAGGGAGAGGCCAUUCAUAAAACGAGCAGUCAUUGUAGUACAGAAAUCCGCCUUUUAUUCCAUCUGUUUCCGUCUCGUCCUCGCAGAUGGCGAGCUGGAAUUGCCAUCUGCGUGAAUCGGCAAUGGAAUUUGUUGAUUUUAGAAGUCUCUACCUCCACGAGAAUCACCUGUGACUCAUGAACUGUUGACUGGUUUUCCAGUCGACUCAUUACUGCAUGUUCAUGCCAUUGACUGCGUAGUUUUGUUGAUUAGUAACGCUAUUAUUAUUUUUUGUUGUUUUAUUAAAUGCUUCAUUUCUAUUCGCUUCUUCAUGUCAUUCAGUUGAAAGGUCAUCUUACCAGUCUUCUUCAUUUUGUUUUAUCAUGGGCAUAUGUUUGUAUAUAUUUGUUGUGUUAAUAUAUAAAUAUGUAAGGAUUUGAAAGAUUUUUUUUUUCUUUUCUGUCGUUUCCGAGAGGAUUAGUGAAGGAAAAAAAUGUAAAAAGAGAGACACUUUCUUUCUUAAUACUUCGGUAAUUUUUCUCGUCCAAAGAUUGUCGUAGGCUUUUUAAAACCAAUGUAACGUCGCACGGGGAAGGUGCUAACCUUGCUUCAGUCACUCGUAACGUGCCAUGCCUAGAACUUAAGGUGUCUGAAUGGUCGCAGUAACAGGUGGUUUGUGUCAUCACCUUCCUUGUUUGUCUGUGUGCUCCGGCAGGUGUCCGGACCGCAAAGGGGGGCUGUGGGGUCUACUGUGUACUAAACAGGGUUUUUUUCUUUUUUGUUAGAGUUAGUGACGCUGUUUGUGUUUUACUCAUUUGUUAAUCUCGUUUUAUGUCUCUGCUCUUUUCCUCUCUUCUUUUCUUUUCUAUUCUCUCUCUCUCUCUCUCUCUCUCUCUCUCUCUCUCUCUCUCUCUCUCUCUCUCUCUCUCUCUCUCUCUCUCUCUCUCUCUCUCUCUCUCUCUCUCUCUCCUCACCUCCUCUUCCUCAGUCUGCCUUCCAGCAUUCCUCCACAUUCAUAAACACUUUAUCAGGGAUGUUCCCAAACGAGGCAGGGACGACAGCCACGCCCUGCACGUGGCUGCCCGCGCCCUGCCGCCCAUGCCUUCCGAGAGCGCCCUUCUCAGCACCAGAAUACGUUUCCCUUCAGGAACUUCAGCGGUAACGUCCAUGACGAAGAAGACAAUUUUCCAUAACGUGUGCGAGAUCUGUAAAUUAUUUCCCAGAAUAAAAUGUUAACUUUGAA
This is a messenger RNA of Penaeus vannamei (Pacific white shrimp), 3997 nucleotides long. The record is from RefSeq and is a predicted model, not a curated record. Lineage: Eukaryota; Metazoa; Arthropoda; Malacostraca; Decapoda; Penaeidae.